Messenger RNA from Macrosiphum euphorbiae (potato aphid), 1278 nucleotides. The record is from the annotation of a GenBank genome assembly. NCBI's taxonomy places the organism in Eukaryota, Metazoa, Arthropoda, Insecta, Hemiptera, Aphididae.
AUGGCGUCAUUUUCAAAACGACUAACUGUUCACGAAGUAACCGAAUUAUUAGAACAAGGGGAUAUUGAUGAUAUUUUGGACGAUGUUACUGACAUAUUUAUGGAGCCACCAGUAAAUGUCAAUAAUGACAUCACUGAUGAAGACAGCGAUGAUGAUGGACCGAUAGGUGAUAUAAACCACAUGCCGGCUAGCUUACUAAACGCACAUAUAGUUAUACAUGAUCCUGAUACAGAAAACACAGAAGUAGCAAAAAAACACAAAGUAAGUGAUAAAAAAAUACGAAAGAAAAUAAAACAAAACAUUUCAUCAAGGCCAAAAAAUAAAAUAACAAAACAAAAUCAAGAUGCUCAACAAACUGUAUUAUGGCGUCAGGGAGAUCUCGAAACUCCUAAUAUUUUUGUUGAUGAUCAAAAACCCAAUUUAUUUUAUAAUACAUUACAACCCUAUGAACUGUUUGAGCUAUUUUUCGACCAACAAGUGUUGGAAAUGAUUGUUGAUUAUUCAAAUAAUUAUGCAUCUAAUAAAAACCAAUCACUUCAAAUUGAUGUAAACGAACUAAAGUGUUUUUUAGGUAUCUUGUUAUUAUCGGGUUAUAAUGAAUUAUCACGAAGACGUAUGUACUGGGAAAAAUCACCAGAUACCCAUAACGACUUGGUGUCAGGUGCUAUGCGACGAAAUCGUUUUGAGCAAAUUUUUUCAUAUAUUCAUUUCUGUGAUAAUAGCAAGCUUGACGAGCAUGACAAAUUUUCCAAAAUAAGACCAUUACUUUCCAUGCUAAAUUCAAGGUUUUUGAUACACACACCACAUCAACAAUUUCAUAGUAUAGAUGAAUCAAUGGUUCCAUACUUCGGCAGACAUGGCUGCAAACAGUUUAUAAGGGGCAAGCCUAUUCGAUUUGGUUUCAAAAUUUGGGUUGGGACACUGAGAUUAGGCUAUGUAGUCUGGAUAUCUCCAUAUCAAGGAAAAAGCGGUGAUCUUCAAAAUACUGAGUUUGGUCUGGGUGCGUCAGUUAUCAUAUCAUAUGCAAAUAAUUUAUUGGCACACCGUAUAGCUCCAUAUCAUUUGGUAUUUGAUAAUUUUUUCACUGGUUUGCCUUUAUUAGAAAAGUUGAGUGAAAUGGGUUUAUAUGGAACAGGGACAAUACGUUCAAAUAGAACAAAAAAAUGCCCUAUAAACGUGGCUGCAAUGAAAAAAAAGAAAGAGGUUCGUACGAAAGUUAUGUUUCUGAUUCGGGUAUUUUGGUAUGUGCAUGGAAGGACAAUAGCACUGUUACCAUAG